UGUGACUCCGCCCACAGGGGGCGGGGCGGGUGUACGGCAGAUAAUAGGGGUCGCAGCUUAUCCGCCGCUUUCACUUUUGACAGCGCUGUGAGCACGUGACUAUAAGAUGGCGGCGUCCUGGGGAAGGUUACUGGGUGCGGGGGUGCUCCGCGCUGUGGCUCCAGCCGCCCGCUCCGCUCUCCAUAGAACUGGCACUCGGGUCACAUGUUCUGCUCCAAGGCUGAAUUUCAGCACUGGUUUGGCGCGGUUCCUCCCAGCCGUCACCCAGCAGGCUCCUCAUUUCCAGGGGACGGCCGUAGUCAAUGGGGAAUUCAAGGACCUGAACCUGGACCACUUCAAGGGCAAAUACCUGGUGCUGUUCUUCUACCCGCUGGACUUCACCUUUGUCUGUCCCACCGAGAUCGUGGCUUUUAGUGACAAGGCCAACGAGUUCCAUGACGUGAACUGUGAGGUGGUCGCAGUCUCUGUGGACUCUCAUUUCUGUCACUUGGCCUGGACCAACACCCCCCGCAAGACUGGAGGUCUGGGACACAUGAACAUCCCGCUGCUGUCAGACCUAACCAAGCAGAUAUCCCAUGACUAUGGAGUCCUCCUAGAGACCCCAGGGAUCGCUCUGAGGGGGCUUUUUAUCAUUGAUCCUAAUGGGAUCGUGCGGCACAUGAGCGUGAACGAUCUUCCUGUGGGGAGGAGCGUGGAGGAGACGCUGCGAUUGGUCAAAGCCUUCCAGUAUGUGGAGACCCAUGGGGAGGUCUGUCCGGCCAACUGGACCCCUCACUCCCCCACGAUUAAACCAAAUCCAGAAGGAUCUAAAGAAUACUUUGAUAAAGUAAACUAAGGGUGCGGGGAGAGCGGAGCCCCUGGCCGCGGAGCGGACGUCUGUGCAGAUUAUGUGAUAGGAUUAAAAUGACUCUGUCAGAUGAGUCUUGUAUCAUG
This is a messenger RNA of Hyla sarda, 933 nucleotides long. RefSeq names its product peroxiredoxin 3 (gene PRDX3). NCBI's taxonomy places the organism in Eukaryota, Metazoa, Chordata, Amphibia, Anura, Hylidae. The record is from RefSeq and is a predicted model, not a curated record. Bases 107 to 835 code for a protein of 242 amino acids. The transcript is spliced from 7 exons. Gene Ontology annotation, cellular component: cytosol; mitochondrion. Gene Ontology annotation, molecular function: thioredoxin peroxidase activity. Gene Ontology annotation, biological process: cell redox homeostasis; hydrogen peroxide catabolic process; cellular response to stress.